Molecule: messenger RNA, 2313 nt
Organism: Amphimedon queenslandica
Lineage: Eukaryota; Metazoa; Porifera; Demospongiae; Haplosclerida; Niphatidae
Exons: 9
Coding region: 40-1986 (648 amino acids)
Source: RefSeq, a predicted model, not a curated record
UUGCUUUGACAGAGAAGAGCACUUUCAUUCAUUGACAAGAUGCUUUCAGUGUUCUUUGCUGUUUUGUUGCUCCCUUCUAUCUUCGACGUCGUUCUGUCCUCUAACUUUUCUUUCCGUAUUGAAAGCUGUAACGCUACCGAAGUUCCUCAAAGCCAAGUAGUUGGGGAUUAUAGCUACGGCGGGACCCCUAGUGUACCUCUAUGCCCACUAAGCUCUAGCUCUUCUGAUAUUAGUAUUCGUUGGAUUUAUGAUCUUAACGGGAAUGCGAGUGUCUUUUCUAAUCAGUCCUUCUCUCCCGACCAGAUUUGUGUCGGUACCGAGGUCGGUACUGACCAAACGAAGCUCUUCUUCUUGAAUAGUUUCGUCUCUAAUCGUGGUAAUAGUGUAGGAAGUCUCUCCCUUCUAGUAAAUGGGACUUAUACUCUGAAUGUGCAAGAUGCUCCAAAGGGAAUAUUUCUGAUUGAGCCUUCGAAUAAUUCCGUAUCCCUUGAUGAAGGACAAUCCUAUUCAGCCGAUUUCAUUUUUUUGACUUAUUUUGGACUAUCAAAAGCUGGACAAUUAGAAGAAGUUAUGGAACCAAAUCUUUAUAAAGUGUCGGCUAGCGGUGAUUUUCGUCUUGUCCCAUCUAGUAAUAUUGGGGUUUCUAUCAAUAGGUUUAUUGAUAUUAAUAGCUAUUGUGCUCCUAGUAUGAUGAGCACCCCUGUUCCAAAGCCAGUUCGUGUUCUCAUCAGAAAUCCUGGUGUAUCUGAUUCCGGCACCUACGCUAUGAUUGUUAAUAUCAGUGGAGUUAACUAUACAACCAACUUCACUAUUAAUGUCUCCCCAUUAACAACAACGAUUUCUCCCUCCCCCACUACAACUGACUCUACUAUCACACCAUCAUCAGCUGUCAGCACUAGUGACAGUUCUCUUACUAUUUCCACUACUGGCUCUAGUGUUUCUCCAUCUGUGGAUACUACCAUAACUCUGUCUCCUGUACCAACUGAUGAUACUUCUGGCAUCAGCUUGGUCGUUUAUGUAUUUUGUGCUGUGCUUGGUCUUCUUGGGGUUGCUGUUUUAAUAAUAUUUGUGAUAGUAGUAGCAUUUUGUUACAGAAAGUUAAAAAAUGGAAGAGUUUCAGAGACCCUACCAUCCAACGUGCAAUUACUUGGAGAUGAUGAAGUCAAAAUAGGAGGUAUACCACUGAUAGCCGAGUCCGGCAGAACUGAUAGCAAUAGUUCAACUAAACCCCUUGUAGUUACAUCACAGCCUCAUGGUAGCAGACCAUCUUCUACAUCAAGCACACCAAGUACAACAAAACAGGAAGACUAUACUGCCGUUUACUGUGGUGAAAGGCAUACUCACAUUGGGAGUACGUGGAAAGAAAAGUAUGGCAACAAAUGUGUUUUAUUACACAGUGAUGACGAGAUACUAGAGUCUCUUGAGAACCCAUCGUGUCAUGAAAUAUUUGUGCACGCUGAUCCUCAAGACCCUGUCGCUAAAGCAAUCAUGAGCAGAGGAAGCCCAAAAGGCAGGGAGAAGUUAAAGUGGUGGCACAUCGUUGAACAUGAUAAAACUCCAGAUCACUUGAUUGAAGCUGAAGGUUUUAAGAUAGUUCAAGUGGAAGGAGACCCUAAUGAUAUCUCAACGUUACAGCGAGGAAUGUUAAAGACUGACAAUCCGACUUUAAAUCACACCAAUGGAGCAUUAUACGAGAAUCAUACUCCUAAUGGACAUACUAUUAGUAAUCCUAGUGCAUCAUAUCUUGAAGAUACCGAUUCAGAGAAGAAAAAACCGAAGGAGGAGAUUGAUGGUGCCACAUUAAAGGAGCUUCUUAAAGAGACAAAGAAAACAAAUCAGAUUCUAGAUGUAAUUAGUAAAAAUACAGGGAAAACGGCUGAAAACACUAACCAAAUUGCUGCUACUGAGAGCGCACAGCUUGAUCUUCAACAAAUGGCUCAGGUCGUGGACGAAGCUCAAGUGGGAAUUAAUGAAGCCUCUGUGUAGAGAGAUACUUCCAUUCACAUGCAUAAACACACAUUUCACAUGCAUACACAUAGCAAUAUCCAAUCUCCUUUACUCUUCCUACUGCCCUCUCUCUAUACAUGAUUUAGUCUGAUGUUAUUGUCUCUGUCUCUCUUCCUCUCUCAUAAAUCUAUGACAUUAGUAAUCCGACAGGUACUUAUUGUCACUCAUUCAUGCACACUAUCAUUUUCAUCCCAGUUUUUAUUAUUAUUAUUAUUAUUAUUAUUAUUAUUAUUAUUAUUAUUAUUACCAUAUUAAUGUUGGUAAUACUCUUGCUAAAUUAUUAUUGAAAAUUACUGAUCAUCUGGA